This is a messenger RNA of Xenopus tropicalis (tropical clawed frog), 2086 nucleotides long. RefSeq names its product provisional ortholog of nuclear FMR1 interacting protein 2. Lineage: Eukaryota; Metazoa; Chordata; Amphibia; Anura; Pipidae. Gene Ontology annotation, molecular function: RNA binding. The record is from RefSeq and is marked predicted.
CGCUGUCCGGGGCCGCGCCAGAUUGUCUAACCUCCCGCCUUGUUCCGCCCGCAGCGACUCCUUCCGCCUCCGCCAAACGAAGCCGCGUCCCGAGUAGCCCGCAGUGAUUAUGCAUAAGGAGCACCUGGCCCAGGAUGAGAAUAGCAAUCCCCGGGAGGGCCCCGGCAGCCGGAAGAAGGACAAGCUGAGCCCCAGCGAGCAGGACAUGAACCACAUCAACAAGAGCAAGGCAAAGACAGGCUCAUGGGAGUCUAACGGCUUUGGGCCGGACCCAGAGAUCGAGACGUUAGCGGGCCGUACGGAGGACAGCGUCCCUCUCAGCCCUUCCAACUCCCUCAACCUGCGCCACCUGAGAGGCUGCGAGAGAGACCCGUCUGGGCGCCAACACCAGCGCUCCCCUUCCUCCCAUCACCACUCCUACAGCUACUCGUCCCACCAUCACCACUACCGCCCCUUCUACUCCGGCUACCGCAAAGGCUACUGGGACUAUGAGAGCCAAUACAGAGAUGGCAAGCGCAAAGAGUGGGUGCCCAGGCCCGGCGGUGGCAGUCGCACCCAACGCCCCAGAAAUCGCGAAGCCUUUAACUCCACAGAGUGCGUGGAUGGGCGGCCAGAGCAGGCUGGGGUAGAGAAAGCAAAGACUGUGCCGGCCCCAGCGACACCCCGCCAGCCCUCGCCCCCGGCUAAGGAGGAGCACACAGCAGACAGCUGGGUCCUUUUUAAACCCCUGCCGGUGUUUCCGGUUGACAGCAGCAGUGCCCGGACACUGCCAAAAAUCAGCUACGCCAGCAAGGUAAAGGAAAACCUAGAUGGCAAAGGACUUGUGCCCAGCAGUGCCCUCCGAACCUCCAACAGCCUCCCUAACUGCCUGCUGGCCGCCAGUGUCGCAGGGGGCAAUACCGACCCCACUAGCCCACAGACCCCAGGCUCCCUUUGCUCCUCCUCUUGCUCCUCCCUCUCCUCCGCUCCUCCUUCCCCUGUGAGCCAGGACAACCUGGGCGCCAUAUUUCAGAAUGAGUGGGGACUGUCUUUCAUCAACGACCCAGGGGCUGGGCAGGCACCAGUUGCAAGUCAGGGGUCGAAGGACGGGCCCGAAGGAGAGGAGGAAAGUCACGCUGCUACUCCAGUGUCUGUUUUGGAUCGUCUCAACCUGCAUGGCUUCUACGUGGACAGAGUUGAGGAUGAUGAUGCCUGCCUGGAGAAUCCUAGAGACUGGGAGGCCAUGGUCAACUACAGUAUGCAAGAGUGGAAUCUAGCUUGGACCAUACACAAGAAAGAUCCUUCCCGUGUAGUAGUUUAUGCAGAAUCCAUGGAUGGAAAGGGCUAGUCCCUGCCCCUUUCCGGGGGGCGCAGAGAGCCGCGAGAGCCACGCCCCUCCCCCAGACAGCCACGCACAGAGCCCACAGAGCGAGAUUCAGGAUGCCACGGAAACGGUGCCCCACGGAAGCCCCUCCCUUCCUUACGCUGCCCGGCUCUCCUGUAGGAGGAAGGGCUAAGGAGGCAUCUUCUCGACAAAUAGAUUUUAACGCUCUCCCUGUUUAUGUUCUUUUUGUUUUUGCACCUUUGUAUGACCCCUCCAAUGUGAGAGGUAACCCCUCCGAGGCGCGAGAGGUUUCAUCCACACACUGGGCUUUAAUUGCAUCAGACUCCAUAGGAGUUGGCUUGUUGCUUUCCCUGCAGCUGACGCCUAGCCAGACCCCUUUCUGUUCUUGCUUUUAUUCUGUCGGCCGAGCCCCCUCCCUCUGUCCCACCCAUCCAUGCAGUGUAUAUUGACUGGGUGCACAGCGGUGUAGAUUGCUAAGGAAUCUGCCCCAACAGCUGCCCCAGGCUGGAUCUGUACAAGCUCCAGUCUCCACAUUUGUUGGCACGGUUUCUGUACAGGGGGCACUGGGCAUAACCGGCGCUGCUCCGCUUUGUGAUUGGUCAGGGCCUGAUCCCACUAGGAAUCCUGCAUCCCAGUGCAAUGCCCCCCCUUCCCUUCUUUUAACCCUAUCCACGCUAAAUUUCUGGCUGUGAUACCAAACUGGCAAUUGGUUUCCUGCCGGCCUGGGAUUUAUAUUGUGAUUAAAGCAAAAAAUCUGUUUUA